Conger conger (European conger) is the source of this 4150-nucleotide messenger RNA. Its product is annotated as GAS2-like protein 2A. Bases 1214 to 4150 code for a protein of 978 amino acids. Gene Ontology annotation, biological process: regulation of microtubule polymerization or depolymerization; actin crosslink formation; protein localization to microtubule plus-end. The record is from RefSeq and is a predicted model, not a curated record. Gene Ontology annotation, cellular component: actin filament; stress fiber; cytoplasm. NCBI's taxonomy places the organism in Eukaryota, Metazoa, Chordata, Actinopteri, Anguilliformes, Congridae. The transcript has 6 exons. Gene Ontology annotation, molecular function: cytoskeletal adaptor activity; microtubule binding; actin filament binding.
AAGCCAGCCAGAACACUUUUGUUCAGAGUCCAUAGAAAUAAACUUUCUCUGGGGUAUAUAAAAAAUUUUUUUCUUCUGAAAUGCAGGUCAGGUUAAAGGUAAGACUGCUGUUCAAGGAUGUUUUUGUGUUGGGAGGGGGGGGGGUAUCAAACUACAAUUGAAUUGCUGUUGUCAAAUGUAUUGCAUUUCAUACUGCUUUGUGUGGUUCUCUGAUAUCAACAUCAGUAAAGUAACUUUGGCUCCGAGUGUUUUAGUCCGUUCUGAAAGAAAAGUCACUUAUUAUCUUGGGGGACCAAAAUUCCCGGUUACACGUGUAUUUCGAUUUUUUGAGAAGUGGUUGCAUGAGCUAAUGGAUACUCGAGUAGCCACAACGUAGACUAGUAAAUGACGUGCAUAUUUCAAGUGAAAGCGUGCCUGCCUGGUCGCACAUUAAAGACAAUAUUGCAGAAAUAUAAGGCAAGAUUAGAUUCCUUGUACAUUGUGUGUCAAUUUUGCGGUACAAGAAGCACGAGGAGCGUUACAAUAGGAUCAAAGUACAGUGUGCAGUGCUUCCGUACAUGUAAUUCGAUAUUGGGAUUUACAAUACCUAAUUGCCACUGGGUGUGUUAUUGUAGUACGCGAAAAGUUCUGGUUAUGAAAUGGUUAAACGGAGUGUUUGUCGCCAGCAGCUAUCUUGUAACCAAGGAGAGCGCUGCUGAACUGCACUACAAAACAAAAUCUAGCUAUAACUUGAAACGGGGGCUUUAUUAAACUAGUUCACUUUAGUAUUUCUGACCAUGGGGUAAGCAGCCUAGGCUAGAUUUAUUUUUGCAUGGUAAAAUUUUGGUUUUACCUUUUUGGAGGACUUUUGAUUUAUUUUGGUCACCCGGGAAAUGUAGGUGUAGCCUACUCUAAAUGGAUGCCUGAGGGUUAGACUACUCAUUCCUACUUGCUGUGCGUGCUAAGAUAUGGUGCGUGUUGCAUGCUUUCUUUUGCUUUCUUUUUAUUUAAUGAAUCUUAAAAUCUGGUCGCACAUUUAAUGCAAAACUGAUUUCUUACGUAAUUUUAGGCAGCAUAAAAGUGCAGGUGGAAAUAAACUGGCUAUGUGAUUUCACGGUUUACGAUAGGUUGAUUUGGAAACCUGCUGGCAUAACGUUUAGGCUUUUGUGAUAUAAAUUAUUUAAAAACAUUAUCUUCUGUGCAGCCUAGUUAGAAUAGUGUUCUUAAAAUCACUAUGUCUGGAAUCGAACAAGCCACCAACUGUAGCAUCAAGCCGUUCAAGACCAGUGAGGAGUAUCUGUAUGCAAUGAAAGAAGAUUUGGCGGAAUGGUUGAAGGAUUUGUACGACGUUGACAUCGCCGUGAACAAUUUUCUGGAGGUCCUCGAGACCGGCGCCGUCCUCUGCCACCACGCCAACAAUGUAACUCGAGUAGCGGAGGACUUUCUCAAUAUGUACGGGCAACAGGCACUUAAGAUGAAGAUGCCCGCAUCUGAAGUGACGUUCAUGAGUUCGGCCCAAAAGUCAACUUUCUUGGCUCGGGACAACAUAUCAAAUUUUAUAAACUGGUGUCGGAAGCAGAUGGAUAUUAAAGAUGUGCUGAUGUUCGAGACGGACGACCUGGUUCUGCGGAAGAACGAGAAGAACUUUGUGCUCUGCCUGCUGGAGGUGGCCCGCCGGGCCUCUCGCUUCGGCAUGGCGGCGCCGGUUCUGAUCCAGCUGGAGGAGGAGAUCGAGGAGGAGAUCCGGGAGGAGCUGGACCUGCCCCAGGAGGAGACCCCGCUGCCCAAACCCCAGCGCCGCACCACCGACUUCCAGAACCUUCACGAGAUGGUCCAGCACUUGGUGAGCCACUGCACCUGUCCCUCUCAGUUCCCCAUGAUCAAAGUGUCGGAGGGGAAGUACCGAGUCGGCGAGUCCAGCUCCCUCAUCUUUGUCCGGAUCUUGCGGAGUCAUGUGAUGGUGCGAGUGGGGGGUGGAUGGGACACACUGGAACAUUACCUGGACAAGCACGACCCCUGCCGCUGCACCUCUCUCGUCCAUAAGCAGUGCAAGCUGGCCAGCCCCCAGCGGCCCCUCACCCCAGUGCAGCACGAGCUGAAGACCCGCCUGACUGUGCACGACGGCCGGUGCGGAUCACCCACCAGGCUGCUGCUGGGCCGAACACAGUCCCCCCUGCCCCCCGUCCACUGGACCCCCUCGGCCCCCUCCAGAGUGCCCAAACCAGGCACCCCCAAACCCCGCUCCACCUCCUCCCCGAGCCCGGCGUCCAGACCAGCCCGGGAGGCCCGGCCGGCCACACCCAGCCGAUGCAGGGAGAGGUCAGCCACGCCCUCUCGCAGACCUCUCCCCUCGAACGGCAAGGACACGUCAGUGCACAGUGCCUCCACCAGGCCAGGCAGAGAAGUCGCGCGUUCCUCUCCCACCCCACGCCUCGCCAGCAGUCUCCCCCGACGCAUCCAGCCCUCCCCCACCCCAAAGCCCGAGAGCGCGCGACCCAGAACGCCCCUGGUCUUCCACAAGACCCCCCCUCAGCUGUCCGUCCACCCGCAGCCUGCCUCGGACGGCAGACUGACCCAGUCCUGGACCAAAUCUCAGUUCUCCUUUAAACUGAGGCAGAGCACCACACCCGGGGCAAGGGGCACAGAGGCCCAAAGCCGAGGGCCCAGCCUGGGUAACACACAGGGGCGGGCAGCCCCGGGUUCACCCAAGCCCACUGUGCCUGAGAGGUGUCGCAGCCCCAUCAAGAAAAUCCGCCAGGGUCCAAAACAACUUCACGCGAGUCCAUCAGAGACCGAUAUAAUCCGCUCCUUUAGCCCGGUGAUGAGGGAUGAGGUUUGGGGAGAAUCCAGCAGUCGGCCCUUAACGCCUAUCAUGGGAGACCAAAGCAGGUAUAGGUCAGUUAAGCAACUGGCCCAAAAGAAACACACUCCCGACAGCACCCAGACAGCCUCUCUGAACAGCGUUUGGAGCGGAGACUCCGAACUGUCAGGAAAACUUGGUGCAGGAAGCUCCAGACAAGAUACCUCCAGGCUCCCCAGCAGUCAGAGGGGCCCCUUCCAAGGCAGCACAGUUUCCAUUGGUGGCACAGAAGCCAGCAUACCAGUCGCUAAACCCCAGGACUUUCAGGCGCUCAACAGCAAAGAUGGAGGGAAGGCUAUCAGAGAACUGGAGAGAGGGUGCCUCUUCACCCCACCUCCCAUCACUCCAACCGAAGAAGCCAGCUUGUACCAGAGCCUGGAGCAAGAAAUCCUGUGCAACCUGCAGCUCCUCGGCACAGAGUCAGAUGAGGACAGCUCAGAAGGCGAGCAGGAAAAUGGCAGCCUGGAGACUUCUCAGAAUAGGCAGGAGGACCCCUCCGGGUGUUUCUCUGUUCUCUCCGAACAGUCUCUGUCCAGCCUACUGUACACUGCUCAGGGUGCGUCCGCCUCCGGGUGCAGUGAUGCCCAUCCAGUCAGCCUCGAUGCAGGCCCCGCUGAACCCUCGACGGGGACGAGGCGUGUCAGCAGGGUGGAUGUGGAAAGCUGGGUGGCUGCUCUCCCUGAGAGCUCCAGGGACACCCAACAGGAAGCAAGCAGAGCGGAGGUGGCCUCAGGGCACCUGCAGCUCCUCAAACCCUGUGUUAUGAGCUCCUGGUCCUCCCUGGCCUCGAGUGUGGAGUCUAAGGAGGCUACAGGAGAUCUGAGGAGGCCUCUGGACCAGUGCCGUCAGGGAAACAAGAAGCCCGAUGGCACCGUGGACUUGGACACCUGCAGCACCAUAUCGUCAAUGGGAUCCACCAUUGAGAGCCCCUUCAAACCCACGACCCCCUCCUCCAGGCAGAAUCGGGCUCUGAAGAAGCCAGAGAGGGUGCCUUCCAUCUACAAGCUGAAGCUCAGGCCGAGAGUCCGGCCACGGCGGGACCACAGGCCAGGGAAGAAGCCCUCCAAGAUACCCACCCCUUUGUCCUACAGGAGGGGUCAGUCUGACCGCGAGUGCCUAAAAACCAAGAGGUCCACAGGCAGCGAUGCCAGCGCUGACCAGCAGGGUUCUCCCCUCAAAUUCAGCUCCAAAGAGGGCAACCAGGGCUCCAGGGGCGAUGUGCACAGCUGUAGACAGAAAGCGAAAUUUACUGUGACGAAAGCACCAGUCGAGGAAAGGCUAGGAGACCUAGAGCCACAGUCCUGGGUUUGA